This is a messenger RNA of Alligator mississippiensis (American alligator), 4045 nucleotides long. It is a transcript of the gene TM2D1, whose product is annotated as TM2 domain containing 1. The coding region runs from base 16 to 603 and encodes 195 amino acids. The transcript is spliced from 7 exons. NCBI's taxonomy places the organism in Eukaryota, Metazoa, Chordata, Crocodylia, Alligatoridae. The record is from RefSeq and is a predicted model, not a curated record.
CGGCGCGUUUCCAUCAUGGCCGCCCGGCAGCGGCGGUGGCGGGGGGCGGCGGGCCGGCUCCUCGGCCUGCUGUGGCUGGCCUGUGUCACGGCGCGGGCCGCCGAGCCGCCGCCGCCCAAGUGCGACGAGCUGAGGAUGGGGCAAUAUAUCUGCGAAGAUCCCAAAAUAGACAGCGGCACGCAGGAGCCCACGAACUGCACGAACCACACGGCUUACGUUCAGUGUCUUCCAGCACCAAAUAUUACUUGUAAGGAUCACAGUGGCAUAGAAAAAAUCUUUACUGGAAAGGAAGUUGGAUUUUACAAGCCUAUUGAAUGCCGUAAUGUAAAUGGAUACUCGUAUAAAGUGGCAGUUGCUCUGUCUUUAUUUCUUGGAUGGCUGGGAGCAGACAGAUUUUAUCUAGGCUAUCCUGCUUUAGGUUUGCUAAAGUUUUGCACUGUAGGUUUUUGUGGAAUUGGAAGCCUAAUUGAUUUCAUUCUUAUUUCCAUGCAGAUUGUUGGACCUUCUGAUGGCUCUAGUUAUAUUAUAGAUUACUAUGGAGCACGGCUUACCAGGCUGAGUAUUAUCAAUGGAACCUUCAGAAAAAUGCAGACAUAUCCCUAAGCCUGGCAAAUUCACUUCAAAUCCCCUAUGUUGACUGAGGAAAGAGUCCUGAAAACCUGUAAUGGGAGGCCACUGUCUGCUAAGGAACUGACUGACUGUCCCAUAGCCCAAAGGGAACAGGACUGCUAGACCCUGUGGACUGCAUGGGGAAACAAUACGUGUCUGCGGAAAAGGGGGAGCCCUUAUUAUAGGGCUACCAUUCCAUGACAUGUCAUCCACUGUGGCUGUAUUAAGAGGACAAUGUGUGCCACUUCUAAGUUAUUUUGUUACGUGAUUAGAAGCAAUGAAUGCCAUGGUAACAAGCACUGUUGCUGGUAUCUGAUACACUAUUGUGAAUUUAAAAGCAUGUUGGUAAUCUCAAAAUGUUAGGAGCUAAGUGGGAGUUGAGGAGAGAAGUGGCUUACUUGACAUUCACAGUCUUCCUCCUUAGCUCUUAAGCUAGAGUAGGAACAGAAUCAGAACAAAAAAAUGUUUGUUUAACAGCUGUACAAAGUUACAGCUUGGACUCCGUCUCCCCCUCUCUCCUCCCCCCUCCCACUUGCAUCAAGUACAUCCUGUACUUUUGGCAACAUGUUGACUGGAUAUUUAAAAGCUGUGAACUGUUCUGAAAGUUUCACAUACUGGGUUAUGGGCCAUGUGUGUUUGAUCAAAAUUCAAUUACUGCACUGUACCAUGCUUGGAAACCUAUCAUCCCAAGUUAUGAAGUAUGACGAAAUAGGCUAAUCUAAUUGGUUCAGUAUGGGAGCAGUAUCAACCAAGCUUGUUAUGAUAAAUAGCUUCCUGUGUUAAAGGUUCUCUAGAGCUUAAGUAUCUUGGCUCACCUCCUUCUACAAAAUAAGAAUAUUGUUCCCUGGGAACAGUUACAUCACUGUCCCUCUUCUACAUUCAGAAUGAAAGGUUUGUAGAAUUUUUUCUCUCUUGCUACUUCUUGAAAAGCAGCGUGGACAUCUACCCUGUUUUCCAGUUCUGCCUUCUUCCCACCUCCAGAGUUCAAUCAUCUUGCACUAACCAUGUCUCUUGGAGUUCUUUUUAAGCUGUUUAAGAUGAGCUUGGGGAGAACGUUAAAUUUGUCUUCAGCUCUAUUUUGGGGGGCUUGUGUGUGCAUUAAGUUAAAUGGGGAAACAUUUUAGUUUUUCCAAGCGCCUAAAUAAAUUACCUUGUUACACUGAAUUGCAUAUCUAUGGUUAUGUCGCUAUCUACUUGGCAUUUUUAUUGCAGCAUUCAUUUAAAGUAAGCCCAUUGUGCAAGUGCUGAAAUAAGAGUAGGGAUGGACUAGUGUUCAGAGUCUGGACAUGUGGUUGCUAAAUGUGUCACUCAGCCAACAAACUUUGUCCCAUGGGAUGAUACUGGCUCCAUGGUUUUAGCAGGCCCAUCUUUGGUGAUAACUGCUUGUCUGUGAUUUUGAUGUCACCAUAAUAGACAGCAGCCAGGGUCAGAAGAUUGAAAAGUAGAUCUUUGGCCACCUACAUGUUUUUGGGAUACAAGAGGAUGAUUUAUAAUUCUCAAGUGUCCUCCAGGGCAAAAUAAUUCUGCAGUGGCCAUUUUAGCUUAGGCAUAAUAUAGGCCAGCUCUUGUAAGCACGUGUAGUAAAGUAACUUUAGUGGGAUUUUUCUCAGGAGUAAAGCUACUCACAUGCAAAAGUGCUGGUAGGGGCCAAGUCUUCUUAAAACCUGAUUAUGUCUGCCUAGUGAUUAAUGUCCACUUACUGCAUUUCUUAAGGUUUUGGGUUUUUUAAAGAUUUGCUUUCAUUUCAGUUCACCAUUAUUUAAUCUUAUGCUUACAAAUAAAUAUAGUGCUGAAGUGUGGCUUUCUAACUAGAGCAAGAGCUACUGUAAAUAAUGGCAUUUAAUUCUGAAAAGCAGCAGCUUCAGUUACUAUUUGGUCAAUUGACUAAGUGCCACAAAACAAAAUUGGGCAGUGCAGAAUUCUCCAUAACAGACACCUAUGUCCACAGAAAGUCGUAACUACGCUUUCCUUCUGCUGCCAUAUACUUUGAAACCCAGUUUUUAUAAAUUAUUUUAAAAUGUUUGUUUUGAUUAUAUCUUCUUUAAAAAUAUGGUUAGUUUAAAAAUCAUCUCUAAAUGCGAUUUCCCGAAAUCUCUGAGGAGAAUAAUCCAGUUUCUUUUUCCAUAAAAAUCCCACAAGAAGUGCUCACAAGAUAUAGUAGCUUUACCUUCAAAAAUAGAAUGUGACUGUAGGCACUUAUGUUAAUCUCUUUUUUGGCAAAUCAGCUUUUUUUGUAUUGAAUCUUACUUGAUUGAAUAGCACUGGAGCUGCCAGAGUAAAUGCUAUUAUCAAUGUACAGUAAUUAAGGAAAUAGUCCUUGUCACUCUAACAGUGUCCAGGCUGCGCCUACCGUAAUAAAGUUAAAUGAUAAAGAAAUCUCUUUAAAGUGUAUCUACUGAAGUGUGGUUACUUUAGACAUGCAGUGAAACAAUGCAGAAGAGAAUUAUAGGUGAUGAGGAAAUAUAUGAUCUGCAUAUUAAUAUCUAAAAGCAUUCUGAACCAGUACACAUUAUUACAUGAUGACAAAUUUAAACAAUUAAUAUGCUGACUCAAAAUCAAUUGAGCAACUAUGAAUUACUUCCACAAGAAAAGAAUGAUCUUAGUGUCAUUCAGAAAUCCCGAAGACUGUUUUACUUCAGGCAAAAACCUGUGCGCAAAUGGUAAAUUAUGCCACGUAUCAAUAAGAUCAGCUGACUCGUGAACCAAGUUGGGGAAGUGAACUUCAGUAUAGAUAACUUGUUCCAGAUAACUUGCCCCAACUUCUCUCCCAUUUCACAUGGUAACUCAGGAGCAGUCCCCUGUGAAGGUAGAAACAAUGUAGGAUUUUCCCUAUAAACCAGCAACUUAAAUUGUAUCCAGAAACAGCUGUGGUACAUUAGUCUCAUUUUUGCAGUGAAAAGUGUCACUUUAUAAGCACGCAGCCCUACUCUGUGCAACCUGACGUUUCGAAGUGCUUUUCAGCUGUAACCCUCGUAAGCUAUUCUGCAGGUGAUAUAGGGAUGACUAAGCUAUACUGGAGGUGAGGGAGGCAUGAGUAACUGCUGAGGUUUGUAUUUAAGAGCAAAGAUCACAAUCUUUUGCAAAGCAGAUUGAGAUAAAUGCAAGAAGAAUUGUUUAGUGGGGAAUAGCAAGGAAAUUAACCUAUUUUGAUCAAGCAGUAUUCUGGGAAACAUUAUCCAGGGUAUAAACAUAUGCAUUCCCGAAGUAAAUUAGACCUAUGGAAUGAGCUUAGAAAUGGAUAUAAUGGGGAAAGGGAAUAGGUCACAACUGCAAACUAGAGUCCAUAGUGUAGCUCUUGGAGUAGAACAGCAGCACCUAAAGUGGUGAGUACAGUUGCCAAAUCUCAUGAAAGUGUUGUCUUUGUAUUUCUCUACCUUGUACCUAUAAAAUGGGUGUGAUAAAGUUUUUGUAUUUGAUUAAAAGAAACUCAACAGGU